AUGAUGCCAAGGUCUGCUGAAGUCUACCGCUUCUUGCGGCCCGUCCUUNUGAAAGACAUCCGAUCAACAUUGAUCCCCUCGUAUGCCUGCUGCUUCUCCGCCUACACCAGGCUAGCCUCGAAGAAGCCCGUCAAGGACUCUCCGACUGGCGAUUAUGAGAAGCGUAUAGCUCAGCUGCAAGCGAACACAUCCCUGCAAGACUGCUGGCCACGUCUGCCACAGCGUCAUGAUGUCGCUAGAAUCUCUGUGAACGAUUUAAGAAAGAGCAGUGCUACUUUAGAUAAUGGCGCUACCAACCAUGACGAUAAGUUUGUCGUUUCCGGCAGAGUCCGCUCGGUGCGCACUGCCGGCUCUAAGUUGGUCUUCAUCGAUAUAGAACAAGAUGAUCGCGUCGCCCAAGCUAUCUGUAAUUUCUCCCACCUCGAUCAGAAUGGCGUCCCUCGUGAGCAAUUCAAUGCUUUCAAGCGUGUUGUUCGCCGAGGGGACUGGUAUACCUUUGUUGGUCAUCCACACAAGGCUCAAGGUGGAGAGGAGAGUAUUCUUGCGACUGAGCUUCCCUCGCUCAUGUCACCAUCGCUCCAUCAAAUCCCCGCUCAACUCGAUGAUGCUGAAACACGCGCUCGUAGACCUCAUGUCGAUAUGUUGGUUCACCGUCAAGCCGUGCAGACGCUCAGAGUCAGAUCGGCUAUCGAGCGUGGCAUUUCCACUUUCUUCGACAAUCGAGGUUAUUCCAAAGUUAGCACGCCUCUGCUGACUGCUGGCGCUGGUGGCGCAGUAGCUCGACCCUUUGAGACUAUCGCUACAGAAAUGCAAGACACCACUCUCAAUCUUCGCAUAGCCCCUGAACUGUGGCUCAAGCGGUUGGUAGUUGGUGGCUUGGGCAAGGUCUACGAGAUCGACACUGCUGUCAACUUUGACACAAACGAGCCUCAUCUGUUCCAAGGACCGUUCCCGCGUCUGCCCUUCAUAGCCACCGUCGAANAAGAGAUGGGCAAGAAGUUACCUGAUCUCAGCAGAGACGAUGCAACCCAACAAGUUUUGGACCUUUUUAACGAAAAUAGUAUCGCCAUUCCUGCCAAACCAACACUCCCACGCCUCUUGGAUGCUCUAGCCGGUCAAUACAUCGAGCCUCUGUGUACCAAACCGACCUUCAUCACCGAGCACCCUGCUGUUAUGUCACCGCUUUCGAAAUCCUAUGUUUGCCCUAAAACCUCUCAACGCAUCUCCGCUCGUGCCGAGCUCUUUAUCCAAGGCAACGAGUACGCCAACAUGUAUGAAGAGGAGAAUUCACCAUUCGCUCAGCGCGAAAAAUUUGUGGAGCAGCUGAGUUACCGUGAAGUCGAUGGCGAAGGUGACGGUAGAGCAGAGGUGGACGAGAGCUACCUCGAAGCUCUUGAGUGGGGACUACCUCCUACUGGCGGCUGGGGCAUGGGCAUCGAUCGUUUGGUCAUGCUCUUUACUGGUCAGAAACGCAUCGGAGAUGUCUUGCCUNUUGGCACUUUGAGGAAUGUUGUCGGUCUUGCUACUAGGCAGACGUGA
Aureobasidium musti is the source of this 1539-nucleotide messenger RNA. Lineage: Eukaryota; Fungi; Ascomycota; Dothideomycetes; Dothideales; Saccotheciaceae. The record is from the annotation of a GenBank genome assembly.